This is a messenger RNA of Terrapene triunguis (Three-toed box turtle), 2831 nucleotides long. It is a transcript of the gene ZBTB24, whose product is annotated as zinc finger and BTB domain containing 24. NCBI's taxonomy places the organism in Eukaryota, Metazoa, Chordata, Testudines, Emydidae. Bases 397 to 1326 code for a protein of 309 amino acids. The transcript has 3 exons. Gene Ontology annotation, molecular function: DNA-binding transcription factor activity, RNA polymerase II-specific; RNA polymerase II cis-regulatory region sequence-specific DNA binding. Gene Ontology annotation, biological process: regulation of transcription by RNA polymerase II. The record is from RefSeq and is a predicted model, not a curated record.
UUUAAAAGGAGUCCAAUUUUGUUUUAGAAAGAUGGUGACUGGAUAAUAGGCAUGUAAAGUGGAGAGGAACUAAGGAAUCACAAAGCUCCAAAAGGAAAGUGGUAGAUUCCUGAUGGGGAUCAGGAGUUAAAACAACCAGCGUCCUUUCUUCACUGAUAGAAUUAACUGGGGAAAUGGAAUAGAAUAAUGCUGCCAUUUCUAGUGAUGUGCAGCAACAGAAAUAACUGGUGAAUCGUUGUUGUCUUUAUAUAUUAUAUUAAAGUGGUUAUUUUACAGGGAAGUGCUUUAACAAAGAUCACUGAAGAAAUACAGGGGAUCACUUAUGCACUGACACUUUUUUUAUUAUUGCGACAAGGCCAUUCAUUGCCGGAAUGUAACCACUGUCAUCGCAAAUUCAUGGAUGCAGCUCAGUUAAAGAAACAUCUAAGAACACAUACAGGUGAGAAGCCAUUUACUUGUGAAAUCUGUGGCAAGUCAUUCACAGCAAAAAGUUCUCUUCAGACUCACAUCAGAAUCCACAGAGGAGAAAAGCCAUAUUCUUGUGGUAUAUGUGGAAAAUGUUUCUCGGAUUCCAGUGCAAAGAGGAGACACUGUAUCUUACACACAGGCAAAAAGCCUUUCUCCUGCCCCGAGUGUAAUUUGCAGUUUGCACGCUUGGACAAUUUGAAGUCUCAUUUGAAAAUUCACAGCAAAGAAAAACAAUUGCAAGAAUCAAGCAGUGCUCCUAGCAGCAGCAAUAGCUCAGAGGAGGUCAGAAACAUUCUUCAGCUGCAGCAAUAUCAACUGUCCACAUCUGGAGGACAAGAGAUUCAGUUGCUUGUCACAGAUUCAGUACAUAACAUAAAUUUUAUACCUGGUCAUAAUCAAGGUAUUAGUAUUGUUACUGCUGAGAACUCCCAAAAUAUGACAACAGGCCAGGCUGCUAAUCUUACGCUACUCACUCAACCACCACAACAGCUGCAGAACUUGCUUCUUGCAGCCCAGCAGGAACAAGUAGAACAAAUCCAAAGUAUCAAUAUGAUGGAGAACCAAAUAGAGACUACACAAUCUGAACAAAUGCAUGUCAUCACUCUUUCAAAGGAAGCACUAGCACAUCUUCAUGCCCAUCAGGGGCAAACUGAAGAACUUCAUCUAGCAGCAGGAGCUCAGCACAUGCAGCUGACCCAGGAACCUAGUCGUCAGUCUCAUACUAACCAAGAUGCAGUCCAGUCCCAUCAAAUUAGUGAAGAACAGAACCAAAAUGUACACAUUUCUGAAUCGCAUCCGCAAUCUUUGUCCAUAAACCACCCAUCUCAUGAGCAUCAGAUUCAAGGUCAGGCUUUUUGAAAUACAAGUUAGCAUUGCUUCCUUUUAAAUACUUGUUUGCCUUCAGGGAACUGGGCUGAAGUGUGCUGUUCAUUUAGGCAAUGACCUAUGCAUAUCACAUUUCAUUUGCUGCAGCAGAUUAUCUAUUUGAAGUUGUAUUUCUUGGUGAUCUUGAUGGAUGGCUUUGUUUCCUUUAUUUUAAUCCAUUUAUUUUUAGGGUUUUAUUACUCUAGAUGUCUGUUGAUCAACAAGCAUGGCUUCUCUGCAGGGGUCAAAAUGACUAUUAUCUGAACUAUAAAUGUCAAGGUAACCAAUAUUUUUUUCACAACAUUGACACCACAUGUCUUAUACUUAAUGAGCUUUGUCUCUCUAUGUAAAUAUAUAAUUUUCAGUGUGACCAUUCCCUUAAGUGCAUUUUAAUUCAUUGAAUACCAAAUUUGCUCAUGCUUUUGAUUGAAAUUGAUGCACUCAUAGACUGGCUCUGGUUCACUGUUUCUGUUUACUGUGUUGUACAAUUCCUGCUCCCCAAACAAAUGUUUAAAUCAGUGCACUUAAUAUAGAGGCAAUGAGAUGCAGUGGCUAGAUGGACUACUGGAAAGCUUGAGUGCUAUUCUUGGUGCUGCUACUGACUUGUGUGACCUUGGGCAAGACACUUAACCUCUCAGUGCCUUAGUUUCCUCAUCUAAAAAUGGGGAUAAUGCUUAACCACCUUUGCAAAGCACUUUGAAGAUCUUCUAAUGUAAGGCGCUAUAGAUGUGCAAAGUGUGUGGUUGGGUUUUUUUUCCUGACAAGACAGUCUUAGUUUAGGAGCCAGUUUAUAUUUUAAAAUCAUUAUUUUUAUAUUUUGAAAGCAGAAUGUCACAUUACUUUUAACAAGGUAAUAUUUGUUCUUUGUUGUGACUGAAACAAUGAAUAAAAUCACUCCAGAACAUGAGCUACAAAAUGGCGCAUCUCUUAACAGAUUUUUAAAAUAGUGCAACUUUUUGUUGACUAGAUUAGAUGUGUGCAGUUUACAUUACUAAUGCCUGACUUCUAGUGGAGAAGUGCUGAAAUGGUAUUGAAAAAACAUCCCAGAAAGAAAAGCUGGGGAAGAGCAUGGCUCUACAGCUUGGGGUUCAGUUACUAAUGAUCUGUUACUUAAUGCACUGGUAUGUAAAAAUCCUGAUUAAAAUAUCAUAUGGCCAGCUACAGCAGUUUGAAGGUUGAGGCUGAGGUUAAAAAUGCCAUGUGAUUUAAAUAGGUAUCUCGUAUUUCUAGUUUUAAACAUAACAAAAACCAACUUCUGUCCUUAAUAUUUAUAUUGGAUUUUUUUCAAAGGAAGUUUCCUAUGUAAUUGGCUGUAUGCACCAUUGGCUAGACAGAAAGCCAUUGGUAUGAAUUUUCAUUUCUUGGCGUUUGCUUUGUAUCUGCAAGAUAGUUUUCAGCUAGCUACUGAGAAUGUGUUACUGUAAUUUGGGUAAAAAGUAUAUCAGUUUCUCCACGGAGCUGUACCAGCUUUUAAGUAAGUUGAUGUGAGGAGGGGAGAA